This is a messenger RNA of Galeopterus variegatus (Sunda flying lemur), 1892 nucleotides long. RefSeq names its product NOP2/Sun domain family, member 6 (gene NSUN6). Gene Ontology annotation, molecular function: methyltransferase activity; RNA binding. The transcript has 10 exons. Lineage: Eukaryota; Metazoa; Chordata; Mammalia; Dermoptera; Cynocephalidae. Gene Ontology annotation, biological process: RNA methylation. The coding region runs from base 348 to 1574 and encodes 408 amino acids. The record is from RefSeq and is a predicted model, not a curated record.
UUCACCACGGAUACAGUCACUAGGCCCACUGUUUUAUUUUUAGUUCUGUCUGCAACGUGAGUGGUAUUGCUUCAGUGAUUUCUGUGAGCAUCUCCAGAGGACCAGAGACGAGUGUGGUGGAGGCGAGGAAGCUGCUUCUAAUCUGGCUCAGCUGGAUAAGUGUGGACGUUCCUCUGCGUUUCUGAAUGUAACAUGGCGUGAUCAGCGCUACUUCCUAGGGCACCUGGUGGCCCCGGCACUUUGUGGGUGGCUAUUCGUUGUCAAGACACUGCUCAUUAUUAUUCGGAAAAAGAAAAACCAACGUUUUCCAGCAUUUCUCUUGGAGGGAAAACUAAACAGCAAGAAAAAUGUCUGUUUUCCCUAAGAUAUCUUUAAGACCAGAGGUUGAAAACUAUCUUAAAGAAGGCUUUAUGAAUAAGGAGGUUGUAUCUGCUUUGGGUAAACAAGAAGCAGAAAGGAAGUUUGAAACUCUGUUAAAUCGCCUGUCGCACCCUCCAUCAUUCACAACAGUCAGAGUGAAUACACAUUUAGCCUCAGUACAACAUGUGAAAAAUCUGUUAUUUGAUGAACUUCAGAAGCAGUUUAAUGGAUUAAGUGUUCCUAUUCUUCAACAUCCAGAUCUUCAGGAUAUCUUACUUAUUCCGGUUAUUGGACCCAGGCCCCAAAACUCAUCUAGCAGUAAUACAGUGGACCUAGAGUCUAGAGACCUGUUUCUUAUUCCCAGUUCUGCUAAUAACUGUUGUGCCUUAGACCAGCCACUUAACUCCUCUGCUCCUCAUUUUUUCUCAUUAGAAAAUGAGAAUUUGCCAUCUGCUGUAGUAACUCAUGUUCUGAAUCCUCAGCCUGGAGAGAAGAUUCUAGAUUUGUGUGCAGCGCCUGGAGGCAAAACAACACACAUUGCAGUGCUAAUGCAUGAUCAGGGAGAAGUAAUAGCACUGGAUAAAAUACCCAACAAAGUAGAAAAAAUAAAGCAGAAUGCUUUAUUGUUAGGGCUGAAUUCCAUCAGGGCAUUUUGCUUUGAUGGAACAAAGGCGGUUAAACUUGAUACGGUUCAGAACACAGAAGGUGAACCUCCAUUCUUACCAGAAUCUUUUGAUCGAAUUCUUCUGGAUGCACCCUGUAGUGGAAUGGGACAGAGACCAAACAUGGCUUGUACUUGGACUUUGAAGGAAGUGACAUCAUAUCAACCAUUACAGCGGAAACUCUUUACUGUGGCAGUGCAGCUGCUGAAGCCAGGGGGUGUGCUGGUUUAUAGCACAUGCACUGUAACACUGGCAGAAAAUGAAGAACACGUUGCCUGGGCCCUCACAACAUUUCCUUGCAUUCAGCUUCAGCCCCAGGAACCACAGAUUGGAGGAGAAGGAAUGAUGGGAGCUGGCCUAACAUUUGAACAAUUGAAACAGCUGCAGCGAUUUGAUCCAUCUGUUGUACCAUUACAGGACACUCACAUUGAUUCUCUACAAGAUGCCAGAAUAGAAGACAUGAUUUGGCUGGCAAACAAGGACUGUAUAGGUUUUUUUAUUGCAAAAUUUGUAAAAUGCAAAAGCACAAAGGAGAAGGAUGUUCAGAAAUGAAAAUUCCAAACGUGCUGUUUGUGUGUAUGUUUUAAACCAAAGUGUUGUCAUGCCAACUGAGUGAUGGCAUGGUUGCUAAGGAAACGGAAAAGGCUGUCAGCUGUUUCAUCAGGGACUGAGAGACAUUCAGGAAGUAGGAGGUGGUAUGAGAUUAUAUUUUGUGUGUGUAUGUGUGUUUUAAAGAUAUGCACAUUUAUUUGUUCAAAUAACAAAUAGAUAAUAACGAAAUACUCUAGAAAAUAGGGUUUUGAAUUUUCACAAAAACUGGAGAUAUAAAGCUUAUUAAAAUUUACAUAUUUCAUUUGAUAAUCUCUACAA